Dujonia railenensis is the source of this 894-nucleotide messenger RNA. The record is from the annotation of a GenBank genome assembly. NCBI's taxonomy places the organism in Eukaryota, Fungi, Ascomycota, Pichiomycetes, Serinales, Debaryomycetaceae.
AUGUCCAUUCCCGACGAACCUAAUGUGUCAAUUCACACAACACCUAAUCUUUAUACUGUCUACAUACUACAACUGAUUCCGAAGCCUAGAAGCAUUUAUAUUGGAUCUAGCCCAGACCCGAUUCGUAGACUUCGUCAGCAUAAUGGAGAACUCAAAGCAGGUGCUUAUCGUACGCUGAGGGAUAAUUUCAGACCGUGGAAACAACUAUGUAUAAUUCACGGGUUCCCUUCAAAGAUUGCUGCUCUACAGUUUGAACAUGCAUUGCAACAUCCGUACCAAACAAGGCAUAUAUCCGUUGACAAGCGAGUAUCUACUCUGAAAACCAAUGGGAUAUCCGUUCAUCAUAAAUUGGGAAAUGUCCGUUUAUUGAUAAGCUCAACCUUCUUUAGGAAGUUUGACUUGAAAGUGUGUAUGUUGGAUCCACAUGCAAGAGACAUUUGGGUUCAGAAUAAGUUUGUAAUCAAUAUAGAGAAUGACUGGACCUUUCUGGACAGUAUUCUAGACUAUUUGCGGAGUUAUUCUUUGAAAAAGAAAAAUGAAAUAGGUAUAUUUGAAAAGACUAAAGAGCGAAUACUCCAAUGCCCCAUUGAUUGUGCCCUCUGUGAAGUUCCUAUAAACUAUUUGGAGGAACAACCGGACUGCCUGAUUGGGAGUAAGGCAGAAUUGGAUUCAUUGCUUGAUGGGAAAAAAUUACCUUUAAUUGCUAUGCUAUCUUGUCAGUGCCAGCUUCUUGCACACUUGACAUGCUGGGGCAAUAGAUCUGGAGUCACUUCGGACUCAAUAAUACCCAAAGCUAUAGAGUGUCCAGCUUGCAGUUACCUGACCAACUGGAUUGCGUUGGUAAGAAAUGCUACAAAAUUACGAGAGUAUAUGCUAAAAGAUAUUGUUAAGUAG